GAAAAAGUAAAAGGGGGAAAGGGGAUUCAUUCGACGGAGGUAAAGACGAUCCAGAAUCCAGAAUUGAGUUAUGGAUCAGCUACAGAAUGAUUCUGCUUUUGUUCAAUCAAUGCAAGCUGCUCCAAAUCCAUCAAUCAUCGAGUUUCGUCAACCGCCUGCAGCUCCUCCGCCUAUGCCUUGCAAUCGUUCUCAAACCAUAUCCAGGGCUGAAGGGGAAAUCAAAGAUUCUAUUGCUUCAAGGAAACUUCAGAAAGCUGACCGUGAGAAAUUAAGGAGGGACCGACUCAAUGAACAUUUUCAAGAGUUGGGAAAUACGCUUGACCCUGAUAGGCCCAAAAAUGACAAGGCAACAAUUCUUUCUGAUACAAUUCAGUUGUUGAAGGAUCUAACAUCUCAAGUCAACAAACUUAAAGCUGAAUAUGCUACACUUACUGAAGAAUCUCGUGAGUUGACGCAGGAGAAAAAUGAUCUCAAAGAAGAGAAGGUGUCUCUUAAAUCUGAUAUUGACAACCUUAAUAUUCAGUAUCAACAGAGGCUUAGGGCUAUGUUCCCAUGGUCUGGUAUGGAUCACUCAGUUGUCAUGGCACCACCUUCAUAUCCGUUUCCAGUACCUGUGGCAAUGCCUCCUCCAGGGCCAAUUGCCAUGCAUCCAUCCAUGCAACCAUACUCUUUCUUUGGAAAUCAAAAUCCUGGGGUCAUUCCUAACCCCUGUACUACUUUUGUUCCAUUUAUGACUCCUAAUACCCUAGUUGAACAGCAGUCAGCACAACAUGUCUCUCAACCUGCACAGCCUGGCAGUUGCUCUCACACUUCAAGCAAGCAAGAUUCUAGAAACAAGUCAUCUGGGGAGAGCAAGUUUGAAAAAAAUGAGGAAUCUAAUGAUGUCACUACUGACCUUGAGUUAAAGACUCCUGGAUCUACACCAGAAAAGGAUCCAUCUUCAGGACAAAGAAAAACAAAGAAGUCAUUACGGAAGGAACGUGGUUCAACAGAAGGAAGUUUUUCAAGUAGGUGUUCUUCAUCACAGAGUGCACAGGAUAGCUCAUCUAAUAGCAUAGUAGGUGGCAAAAAGGCUGAUGACUCGGAGGGGGCGAAAGACUGAGAAACCCAAGUGCCAGGUUGUGCUGAACUUGCUGUAUCUAUCACUUUUUUUCAGUUUAACUGAUCACGUUUUAUAAUCUGUGACCUGCCACCUAAUUGAAUCACAUUCAAAUUUCAACAUCAUGAGGGUAAGUCCAAGGUUUGGAUCUUUUCUCUAACAUGGCAAGGAUGGUGCCGUGAGAUGAUCUUCUAUCCCCUCUUCUUCUGUUUGAACUACUUUGAAGCUGUACAAGUAAAAGGAAUACCAAAUUGUAUUGGAUAAAACCUCAAUUUACUAGAGAUCAGCUUAACGUUCUCCAAUGUGUUAAUCAGUUUCAAAUAAUAAUUUUGUUUCCCCUGUUGCAAAGUUUCCAAUAUUCGCGUGCAGAUGGGUUUGUGUGGGUACUAGGUAUGAUAUGGAUGGUUAUUGGCAGCAGCAAAGGUUGAAAUAUGGUUACUGAAAUCCUUGCACUGGAAUAAACCCGAGUCCGUACCAAAUUCUCUUCGGUAUUGAGCACCUUCCAGGUUUCAAUUUUGAUGAUGCACCAGACUGGAAAUUGGAUGAAGACAUUUACAGAGAUGUGGUGAUGAGUUGAAACCUGAGAAGAUGUGUCCUGCAAUGAACUGUCAAUUGUAUGCACACGAAGAUACUGUUGCCUUAAAUUAUUUCAUGCCAAGACAGACAGCGGAUGCUAGAUUAGAUGUGAUCUCAUUGUCUCACUGUGAAGAUAGACUGUCGCGCAUUUGAAGUUUAAGCAGGUUAUUGAUAAAGUUUAGUCAGGAUUUGUGUUAUAUCUGGAAAUAUUGGUUAUUUUGAUCCAUACGUUUUGGAACGAGACAUUGUCCAUCAUGUUAUAGAGAUCAUUGCAUUUUGGCCAAAGAUUUAGGGGUCAGAUUGAUCACCUAAAAAUCAAUUUAUUAUUAUUAU
This is a messenger RNA of Rubroshorea leprosula, 2008 nucleotides long. Lineage: Eukaryota; Viridiplantae; Streptophyta; Magnoliopsida; Malvales; Dipterocarpaceae. The record is from the annotation of a GenBank genome assembly.